CUUUCCCGCUGCGUGUAAUUAGAAGACACGAUGGCUUCCAGCUCAGGAGACGUUCUGCCAACAUACGAAUUAACCGACACCCAGGGGUCAAAACUGCUGAGAAAGUCCCGGGAGUCUCCGUUCGUUCCAGUCGGGGUCGCCGGAUUCCUCGCAGUUGUCGGUUACGGGCUUUACAGACUGAGGCACAGAGGAGAAACGAAAAUGUCCGUGCAUCUGAUCCACAUGCGUGUCGGGGCGCAAGGAUUCGUCGUGGGGGCGAUGACUUGUGGUGUGUUAUACUCCAUGUACCGCGAAUAUCUGGCGAAACCCAAAGAGUAAAUCCAAGACUAAGACCGAAGAAAAACCCCCUUUUUUACCCAAAAACCCACACGAACCUCACAUUGGGGUGUCACGUUUAUUUUACGGCUGUUAGAAUGUUUUCGGGGUGCGACCUGCGGAUCGUUGCAGAGCUCUCUGGAAGUCCUAGAGGUUUUUCUGCUCUUCUUCUUAGUUUCACGAGACACAGUACGGGAUGGGAACGCCGGAUACCGAGGUCCUAUCGAGAAGCUAUUUAUUUUUGUAUACGUUGCGUGAACAAAGCCAAUCUAUAAUCUGGAUUUUAUUUUUUUCGUGCUGUGGAGAGUUUCUUUUAACCCUUUAUUCCUCACCUCCGCUCUCUCGUUACCAGACGUCCCUUCAGGAUUUUGUACACUCGGAUACAAAUAAA
Spea bombifrons (plains spadefoot toad) is the source of this 706-nucleotide messenger RNA. RefSeq names its product HIG1 hypoxia inducible domain family member 1A (gene HIGD1A). Gene Ontology annotation, biological process: mitochondrial respirasome assembly. Bases 31 to 318 code for a protein of 95 amino acids. Lineage: Eukaryota; Metazoa; Chordata; Amphibia; Anura; Pelobatidae. The transcript is spliced from 4 exons. The record is from RefSeq and is a predicted model, not a curated record. Gene Ontology annotation, cellular component: mitochondrion.